Molecule: messenger RNA, 1479 nt
Organism: Colletotrichum orchidophilum
Lineage: Eukaryota; Fungi; Ascomycota; Sordariomycetes; Glomerellales; Glomerellaceae
Product: CFEM domain-containing protein
Exons: 6
Coding region: 1-1479 (492 amino acids)
Source: RefSeq, a predicted model, not a curated record
AUGAGGCAAGCGUUGCUGCUCGGCCUCAUGGUCGCCUUCUUUGGUGCCGUUCAAGGCUCCUUGUUGGAGUUCGCUGCCAUGCUACCCCAAUGUGGGCUAGAAUGUAUACUCGAACAGAUACCACUAUCGGCUUGUAAGGUUGUGACAAACGACACUUGCAUAUGCAGUGAUGAGGGCCUGAAGGCGAGCGUGCAAACAUGUCUCCUUGAGCGCUGCAACAAAUUAGAAGCCAUAGAAGUCGCAAGGAUAGAGGCUCAAGCAUGCAAACGUCCGGUUCGUGAGCGAAAGGUAGACAUCAUGGUGCCACUCAUCCUCCAAAUUACCGGAAUCCUGGUGGUUCCUUUACGGUUAUAUGCUAGAUGGACGAUGAUGCAUCGAUUUGAAGCCGACGACUGGAUCAUGAUGUUUUGCGGGGUUAUAUUUACCGUCUUUGUCGUUCUUGGACAGUUGGCCGGCGCGGUUGCAUUUGGAGAGGACAUUUGGAUGGUCCAGCCAGACGAACUCACAUUGGGUUUAAAGCUCUUCUUCGUCGACGAAAGUUUUUACCUAGCCUGUCUAGGCCUCACCAAGAUCUCGGUGCUCUUCUUCUACCUCAGAAUAUUCCCAAACAAGUCCUUCCGUUGGGCCACGUACGCGACCAUGGCAUACAUCAUCAUAUCAACCACAGUAGUUCUCUUGAUGCAAAUUUUCCAAUGCAUUCCAUUUGAGUACAACUGGCUCGGCUGGAAAGGAGAUUUUGGUCCGUACCACUGCCUGAACAUCAACACACUAGCUUUUGUGGCCGCCGGGCUGAGCAUCAGCCACGACAUGAUCAUUCUGCUCUUGCCACUUCCGCUGCUGUGGCACCUCAACACUUCCAGGCGAACCAAAAUGGGCAUUUUUUUCAUGUUCAGCCUUGGCGUCUUCAUUCUCAUCACCUCCUGUAUACGACUUCGGUACAUCGUUUCGUUCACGCGGUCACUCAACCCGACUUGGGAUUUUACGGACCCACUGAUCUGGUCCGGCCUCGAGGCAUCCGUAUCAAUGAUUGUCGUGUGCCUCCCUGCGCUCCGGGUUCUCUUGAAGCGCGGCUGGCCCAACAUGUUCAGCACAAUUGGCACCGCGGAGGUGAACUCGGUGCCGAAGAAGGCUUCAAACACAUCGUCCCGUGGGGUAUACGACGUGAAACCGACCGAUUACGACGACAACAUACUGAACGAGAGGCAAGAAGAGAUUGCCGACAGGAAGUUUGCCGCCAGAGAGGCUAGAGCCGCGAAAUUGGCGGAGAAGAGGAGGAAGUUCUUCUCGUUUAGGUCGACGACCGUGGAACCGAACGAGAGCGAGUUGGAGCUGGAGCUGGGCGAUAAGAUCCGGGGCGAAGUCCGGACGCAGAUCCGGUACCAAAACGGCGAGUCGGCGACGAGGAGGAGAUCGAUGGAAUCUGGGAUUCACGUGCGGACGACGACGAUUUUCCACGACGCGAAUAGAAAACCGUUUUGA